Danio rerio (zebrafish) is the source of this 1325-nucleotide messenger RNA. The record is from RefSeq and is a predicted model, not a curated record. NCBI's taxonomy places the organism in Eukaryota, Metazoa, Chordata, Actinopteri, Cypriniformes, Danionidae.
ACCGAUGUGAACAGACACCCCUUUUCUGGCCGUGAGGUUCCCAUCUCGAAUGGUUCUGGCUUUAUAAUAAGUAGUGAUGGCCUGAUAGUGACAAAUGCCCAUGCGGUCGCCAACAAGCGUGGUGUUCGUGUCAAACUGACCAAUGGUGAGACUUACAACGCCACAGUUCAGGAUGUGGACCAGGCUGCAGACAUCGCCACCAUCAAAAUCAAUGUUAAGAAUCCUUUACCAACGUUGCGUCUUGGCAAGUCAUCUGAUGUGCGUCAAGGUGAAUUUGUGGUUGCCAUGGGGAGUCCCUUUUCUCUUAAAAACACCAUCACAUCUGGAAUCGUCAGCUCUGCUCAGAGAGGCAGUAAAGAACUGGGUCUCUCCAACUCCAACAUGGACUACAUCCAGACGGACGCUACCAUAGAUUUUGGAAAUUCAGGAGGGCCUCUCAUACACCUGGAUGGUGAGGUCAUCAGCAUUAAUACCAUGAAAGUGACAGCAGGGAUUUCCUUCGCUAUUCCCUCUGACAGAGUCCGUCUCUUCCUAGACCGAUCUGCAGACAAACAGAACUCUUGGUUUGGAGAAUCGGGAUCGAAAAGGCGUUACAUUGGAGUGAUGAUGUUGACUUUGACCCCCAGUAUAAUCGAUGAGCUAAGGAUGCGAGACCCGUCCUUCCCUGAUGUUUCUCAUGGAGUUCUCAUCCACCGUGUGAUUGUAGGAUCUCCAGCCAACAGAGCCGGAAUGAAGCCAGGAGAUGUUAUUAUUGAGAUCAAUGGGGUAAAGGUGAACACGUCGGAGGAGAUAUAUAAUGCUGUCAGGACCAGCGAAAGCUUAAAUGUGGUGGUCCGCCGGGGGGCCGACCUGCUCAUGCUGCACAUGACCCCAGAGUCCACAGAGCGACAUCAAGUCAAGUAUUUAGUAAGAUUAAGAAAUGGUGAGUAAUGAGAAGCUGUCAUAGUUGGAGAUGUUGUAAGAAAGGAAUCAUCUAAAGAGUUGAACAGUUUUAGCAAACGCUGGACAUUUGUGUAGUAAACGUGUUUCUGGAAGCGUAUGAAAUAAUGUGGAUGAUUCAGACUACUGUACACUGGAUAAUCCUCAGUGUGUCUGCGCAAACUACACUAUCAGUAUUGAUUUGAAGGAAUAUCACUGAAUAUUUUGUUUAGGAUUGUCAUGAGGGCAACAAACACUCAAAGACCUUAAUAAAACUGGGUGCUCUUAUUGUGAAAAUGCUGAUGUUUUGUAUUGAGUCUCACAUUCUCAUGUUACGACGUUUGUAUUUUAAUACAUUUUUCUGAACAGCUCUGAUUUCACAAUAAACCAUUGGAAUAUUUAUGGAU